AUGGGCUUGAAGGAAUGGAGGCCCAAUACGGUAAUAAUAGUGAAGAUCAACACCACAACGGUCACUUUGCAAUGUUUUUGCAAUUGCUCUGGAAAACGACAAAGACAAAAGCAGAAGCAGAGGAAAGAAAGAGCGAAACAGCUCACCGAUGGUCUUCUCUCAGUCUCACCAGUCACCACCGUUGUUUCCUCUUCCUCUCCGAUGGAACUCCCUCCCUAUGAUCCCAAUUUCACAGUGAAAAUUUCAGCAGGCAAUGAGAAAAAAUUCGACUACGAGUUUGACGAAGAGCACGAUGAGUCUCUCUCUGCUGCGGUUGUGGCUGUGGAGCUGAUUAGCUCUGCACGGCUUUCACGGAACCUCGACCGUGUGCGUACCGAGUACUCAGCUCAGUACUUGCUCGACAAGGCUGCUUCUUCGAGCGGACCGAGCCUCACCGUGAGAGAGUGCUUGGAGUUUGCCAUCAAGAACGGCAUACCAAAGGCAGAGGACUGGCCUCUCUUGGGAUCUUCUGACAAGAAGCCACCGCCUUCUUACAAGCCACCUCUCGUCACCAUGAAAGGAGAGGUCGCCGAGCCUGACACUAUGGAUGAAGCUCGUGAGCUGGUGAAGCAUCAAGCGGUGGGAGCAAAAGUGCAUAUCUUCCAUCCUCACGUUGAGCUUCAACAAGGCGCUAUUUACUGUGGGACGUCAGGUGAGCCAGCGACUUACAUGGGACUCAGAGAUGGGAUCUUUACCGGAGUAGAGAAGUUCAAGGGGAAGUCGAUGGCUGUUGUCAAAGUGUGGUACAAGAAGAAGUUCAUCUUCCUCAAAGUGGCUAUGAGCAGGAUGUUCUACGACGCUUAUCUCGACAUUGGCCCUACGAUUCUGCUUGAGAACUUCUGUGCUCCACGCCUGUCCAUCAAGUAA
Messenger RNA from Microthlaspi erraticum, 906 nucleotides. NCBI's taxonomy places the organism in Eukaryota, Viridiplantae, Streptophyta, Magnoliopsida, Brassicales, Brassicaceae. The record is from the annotation of a GenBank genome assembly.